Molecule: messenger RNA, 731 nt
Organism: Scaptodrosophila lebanonensis
Lineage: Eukaryota; Metazoa; Arthropoda; Insecta; Diptera; Drosophilidae
Product: thioredoxin domain-containing protein 17
Exons: 2
Coding region: 182-598 (138 amino acids)
Cellular component (GO): cytosol
Molecular function (GO): protein-disulfide reductase [NAD(P)H] activity
Source: RefSeq, a predicted model, not a curated record
CUACUUUUCAUUUGCGAUAGUAAGCACAUAAAACAUUUCUAAUUGUUAGCUAUCAGGGAUAGUCGUAUAUGGAGAAGCGUCUUAUCGUUAACUGCACAUCGUAAAUCGUAGAGCGAUAAGUCAACAACGGUCCGGAGCCUCACACUUCGAACUACAGGAAGCUGAAAAAACAAUAGGACAAAUGCCCGAAUUUUUUGAGGCGAAAGGCUACGAGCAGACGAUGGAGAUGCUGAAGAAGCUCGAAGCCAAAAGCCUAGUCUACCUUUACUUUACUGGUGAAAAGGACAAGACGGGGAAGAGUUGGUGUCCAGAUUGCGUGGAUGCCGAGCCCACAAUUCUGUCUGGCAUACGCAAGCACGCCUUAUCGGAUUCUAUUAUUUUGGUUGUGGAUGUUGGGAACAGAGAUGCCUGGAAAGAUAUGAAAGAUAAUAAGUUCAGACAGCCCCCUAUUAGUAUUAAUUCUAUACCGUCCAUGCUACGCUGGAAGGGCGUCGAACGUCUUGACGGAAACCAGUGCGGCAAUCCAUCACUUGUCGAAAUGUUCUUCGAGGAAGCCAAGUCAGAUAGCUCUACAAGCAUACCCGGACUAGGACGUUAAAUGCAGCUCAACGUUUUUUGGCAAGUGCCGAUCAAUAUUUUUAUAUCCAUAUUUAAAUGUUUAAAUAAUUUUUUUUGUUUUGUAUUUUUAUAAUAUAUAAAGUGAGAAAUUUUAUAAUAAAGACUAAAUUGUA